AUGGGUAAUCAUAACGAUAUUGAUUUACUUGCAAAUAAUGCAUGUUUAUUAUUACAAAUGUGUAAUAUGAGUUCAGAUAUUCCUGUGAUUAAAGGUGCAAAUAAACCUCUUGCUUGUGCCUAUCAUGGUCAUUCAGGCAUUAAAGUGCAUGCACAAAAUGGAAUUGGAAAUGUUAAAUAUCCAGUAAAAAAUUUAAAUCGAAAUCCUAUUGAACAAUACAAAAGUAUGAGUGCCGCACAAUUUAUUGUUCAACAUGUGUUAGCGAAUCCAGGUGAAAUAACACUGCGUGCUAUUGGUCCGUUAGCAAAUAUUGUAUUAGCAGUGUCAAUCGGUGGAGGGAAAUUUAUUAAAUCUGUUAGAAGAGUGGUUAUUAUGGGUGACUCCGUCGGAGGAUUUGGUAAUAAAACAGUCGCAACUGAAGUUAACUUGGCAAAUGAUCCACAUGCAGGACGAAUUGUAUUUCAUGCUUUUAACAACAUAACAAUGGUUGGGUUAAAUUGUACUCGCCAACUCCCAUUAAGUAAAGAAAUACGGGGAGAAAACUGA
This is a messenger RNA of Rotaria socialis, 546 nucleotides long. Lineage: Eukaryota; Metazoa; Rotifera; Eurotatoria; Philodinida; Philodinidae. The record is from the annotation of a GenBank genome assembly.